AUGACUAGGCUUGUAGAAUCUCAAAAUGCUGAGAUAGCCUUACUUCGGAAACAGCUCGCUGAUGCUCAGGAAGUAAUUGAGACUCGAAAAAAGAGAACUAAAGGCAAAAGAGUCAAAUUACAAGGUCAAUUUGUCUUUAGUACUAAGGAAAUACUGAAAAUAGUACAUGAGGCGAAGGAAAAACCUAAGGAGAAAAAGCCACGAGGACGACCACGCAAGCGCCCAAUUGAAGAAUCAGAAGAAGAGAUUGAAGAAGAAGAGCUAGAGAAUAGUUCAAAUGAUUCAGAAUUGGAAUUGGAGGAUUGGGGUAGCUGGCCUUAUUCGACCGUAGCUAUUGAUCACCCAGGACAAGCCAAUCAGAUAAGAGCGAUCAAAGCAGCAGAAGUUAUCAGAGCAAAAGGAGCCGAAAUCUCCUUAAAUUGGGUUCCUGGUCAUACCUCAGUUGAAGGAAAUGAGCUAGCAGAUAAGCUAGCCAAGGAAGCAACCACAAUACAACCUACCUCGAACGAAACAAGCUUUGGACUACUAGGUAUGACUGUCAAAGAAUAUGCCUCAGAUCAAUGGCUUGAUACUCUCAAACAAUACGAACUCAGAUCAAACCAAUCCCCAUCAACUUACUCGAAGCUAUUUCCAUGGAAAAUAGGUUCCAAAAUCAAGCUACCAAGCGGAACUACUCGAAAUACUGCUAGCGCAUUCUUUCAACUCAAAUUAGGUCACGGAUAUAUCAAAUCCUACUUACAUCGUUUCAAACUCACCAAUAACAAAUGUAUAUGCAGUAAUAUUGAGGCACCACAACACCUCCUUAUUAGCUGUCCUAUAUAUAAAACAAAAAGAAAAGAGAUCUUUAAGAAGAUACCAUUAUCCAAAAACACUAUACAAUUCCUAUUGCAUACAAAAAUAGGUAUCGAAUUAGCUAUCAAAUUUAUCAAUAUCACUAAAAUCGCUACAAGGGCAUGGCAUCUAGCAAGGACUCUUGAACAAGAAGUAAUAGAGGAAGGAGUAGUAGUGGAAGAGGAGAGAGGAGAAGAGAAUGAAGAAGAAGCAGUUGAGGAAAUAAGAGAGGGGUUUGACCUCCUCACAAUUUCUUGA
Messenger RNA from Sclerotinia sclerotiorum 1980 UF-70, 1089 nucleotides. RefSeq lists its product as hypothetical. The transcript has 3 exons. Lineage: Eukaryota; Fungi; Ascomycota; Leotiomycetes; Helotiales; Sclerotiniaceae. The record is from RefSeq and is a predicted model, not a curated record. Gene Ontology annotation, molecular function: nucleic acid binding; RNA-DNA hybrid ribonuclease activity. Gene Ontology annotation, biological process: DNA replication, removal of RNA primer. Bases 1 to 1089 code for a protein of 362 amino acids.